Molecule: messenger RNA, 1533 nt
Organism: Anopheles aquasalis
Lineage: Eukaryota; Metazoa; Arthropoda; Insecta; Diptera; Culicidae
Source: RefSeq, a predicted model, not a curated record
CUAUCGUCUAACCGAAAAUAUCUACUUUAUAAAACUGUGAUGGCACCGAUUCUUCAGCAGCGACGAGGAAAGCAGCAGCGCCAAAACCACACCAUUUACGUGCAGCAGCUGUUUAAAGAUUUUAUUACGCGAAAUAGCGGAAGCCGAGGAACCGAAACGGGAAGACCGAUUGUUGCAGCGAAUAACAGCGAUUAUCCUCGUCGUCAGGAUGUGCCAUUGCCAAGACGGAAACAACCCGGAAUUUUCGAUCGUGCGGUUUACGCACGCUUCGAGCGAGCUACGCACGGUCAAGAAGCUCUAAUCCGUUGUGAACCAACAGGUGGGCUGAAGACAGGCCUAAUGAAAUGGAUUGAUCAACAACGGUCGCAACCAGAUUCGCAACAAAGACAAAGCCACGUUCCCCGGAGACCAACGCGAGGCGACGAUUACCUAAACCUACCGAGUAAUUUCUUCUCUGGAAGCGAUCAGAUGAAACUUUCGUUCGAUGUGUGCGACAAAACGGUUGGUAAUGUAACUUCCAACUUUAUACCGCCGGCCACUUCCACGCCGUUCGAACGGAUGAAUUCGUUCGGAGUAUCCGGAGUGCUCUCGGAUCCAGACGAAUUUCAGCCGACGCAAGGACGCAGCAGUAUACAUCGCACAUCGAAUGAGAGAACAGCGAUCGGUUGGGAGGGCUUUUUACAAAAUGUGCACAAAGUUCUGGCACCUGUUGCUAUUAAUAAUAGUGAUGAGAGCAUUUUGGAACAGCAUCGAACGGAUUUAAAGCAAAUUAUGCGGAAUGAAAUUCAGGUUGCUUCUUUGGAGCCUAAAAAGGAUGAGGAUCGCUGCACUAUAAGCGUGAAUCCUGUGCAACGUUCUGCAAAUAAAAUGGAGACAUUUUGCCGACCAAGCUGGAAAGAUCAUUCAUUCAUCAGCAACCACAAUUUCGCUCUCCAUAUGCAGCGCCAGAAAUCGGCAGCAGGAAUGCCGAUUCAAACGAGCCGCAUUAACUACAAUGGAUUAUCUUUUCUGGAACCAGCUGAGAUUCAACAGCCGAAAUGUACCGAUACAUUUGCUACUAAUGAAACCACUCCAGUGAUACCUACCUAUCGGGAUUCCGAAUUAUCAUUCCUCGAUGAAACCUGUACUCCAACUCAAAACUUCAUCAUGGCACCGCUAGAAGACACAAUGCUGCUGACUGCUUCUCCGCCUUCGCCAUCGCUGUCUGCAGUUCCAGCGAACAAUUUCUUCGAAGAAAGGUCUUUUUUCUUUGAUCAAACUCGAACCGAUGACUCGUUGAUCGCUAAGCUUGAUGAGCUGCUUCAUGACGUUGAUGGCUCACCGAUAAAUGGUUCAGCUAAAAGGAUGUACAACAAUUUCGAUUUUCCUUCCCACGUUGAGACCACGCCGAUGGAAAGCAUUUUUAAUCGUCCAACUCGACGAUUGCAGCACAGUAACGGGGUGAAUCAAACGUGGAUGAUAGAUAAGGCGUCUCCGUUCUAUUUAACACCAGACGACACAAUGGGAUCCACAUUUUCUGACGAUCUAUUUUAA